GUCGCUGCCAACGCCGACGUCGACGUCGCUGCCAGCGCUGACGCGGACGUACGCUCGGGUUUAUCGGCGCGCUCUGCCAGCGUCGCGUAUCCGUACGGUACUCAGUCUUGCGAAGACAACCGGCAGAUAGAGACGACACCAAAUCAAAUAGAAAUCAAAAUACAAACAAAAUACUAACAAAAUAUUAUUGCAGUGCAUAAAUAAAAUAUACAAAAAAAAAUAAAAAAAAAUAAUACUCAUACGCAACGUGGGCCGCGCUUUGUAAUCAUGUCGCGUCGUGGCGUGCGGCCCCUCGGCAAAUGUAUCUGAAAGUGCAUUUUAUUUACAAUUUGAAUUUCGUGUGCUUUGUUUUGGCUUAGAGAGAAACGCGUAACAUGUUAUUCGAUCGUUAUAUUACAUCAGGCUCUAACGGCGACGACUACGAUCCGAGCGUCGUGCGCCAUCAUCAUCAUCACCAUCAUCAUCUGGAUCUCGGCGGCGGCGCUGCGACGGCCUUUGGUCAACUGCCGCCGGCGCAUCUGAGGCCCGAGGACACGUUCGCCCGCCACCUGCCGCCCACGAUAUCCCCGCCGUCAGCAGCGCUGCAGCAGCAGCAGCAGCAGCAGCAGCAGCCGCCGCCGCCGCAGUUGCCGCAGUUGCAGUUGCUGCAACGGCAGCUGCCGCGUUCGCCGCCCGCCUCCGCCUCUGCCUCCGGUUCCGGUUCCGGGUCUGGUGCCGGCGGC
Messenger RNA from Drosophila montana, 722 nucleotides. RefSeq names its product forkhead box protein G1-like. The transcript has 2 exons. The annotation marks the transcript as partial. Lineage: Eukaryota; Metazoa; Arthropoda; Insecta; Diptera; Drosophilidae. The record is from RefSeq and is a predicted model, not a curated record.